AUGUCUGCAAAUCAUCCUUACCGCAGUCUUCAACUGCCCCCGGAUGCACCAUUUGAGCUGAAGCCCUCGCCAGGCAAAGGAUGGGGUGCUUUCGCCACAAAACGGAUUAGAUGA
This is a messenger RNA of Penicillium vulpinum, 114 nucleotides long. RefSeq lists its product as uncharacterized. The transcript has 2 exons. NCBI's taxonomy places the organism in Eukaryota, Fungi, Ascomycota, Eurotiomycetes, Eurotiales, Aspergillaceae. The record is from RefSeq and is a predicted model, not a curated record. Bases 1 to 114 code for a protein of 37 amino acids.